AUGACCUCUCAGGAAGAUCACACCAUGACUACUCAGAUAUACCACACCGUGACCUCUCAAGUAGACCACACCAUGACCUCUCAGAUAGACCACACUGUGACCUCUCAGGUAGACCACAUCAUGACUACUCAGGAAGACCACACUGUGACCUCUCAGAUAGACCAUACCGUGACCUCUCAGGUAGACCAUACCGUGAUCUCUCAGGUAGACCAUACCGUGACCUCUCAGAUAGACCACGCCGUGACCUCUCAGAUAGACCACGCCGUGACCUCUCAGGUAGACCACGCCGUGACCUCUCAGGUAGACCACACCAUGACCUGUAGACCACCUCAUGACCACUCAGGUAGACAACCUCAUGAUCAUUCAGAUAGACCACACCAUGACCUCUCAGAUAGACCACACCAUGACCAUUCAGAUAGCCCACACCAUGACCUCUCUGGAAGACCACACCAUGACCUCUCAGGUAGACCACAUCAUGACCAUGUAGGUAGGUUUCAUCAUGGCCACUCGGAUAGAUUUCCUCUUAACCAUACAGAGAGAGCACUUUCUAGCCACUCAAGGAUAGCUCAUCAUGGCCACACAGAGAGAGGUAAUCGAGCCCACAGAGGGAGAGCUCAUGAUAACCACAGGAGGUUAGCUCAUCACAACCAUGAUGGCAGAUCUCACCGUGACCACUCAGGGAGAGCUUAUCAUGGCCAUGCAGAAAGAGCUUGUAACAACCGGUCAUGGAGAGCUCGUAACAACCAGUCAUGGAGAGAUCGUAAUAACCAGUCACGGAGAGCUCGUAACAACCGGUCACGGAGAGCUCGUAACAACCGGUCACGGAGAGCUCGUAACAACCGGUCAGGGAGAGAUCGUAAUAACCAGUCACGGAGAGCUCGUAACACCCGGUCACAGAGAGAUCGUUAUGACCGCUCAUUGAGAGCUAGUAGCAUCCAGUCUUGGAUGCUUCAUGAAGGAGAAAGAUACCAUGGUCGAAGAGGAAGAUUUGGAACAAGGGGUGCAUCACCACCAGAAUCUGAACCUGAAAUUGACAGAUUUUCUACAGUAAGAGAAAGGACUGAAUAUUUAUGGGCACAGGAACAGGAAAGAAGUGAGAUACUUGAUCUGAAUUCAGAGCUAGAAGAUGACUCCAGCAGCUCUGAAGAGAGUGACGAAAGUUCUGACAGACUAAUCUGUCGCUCCAUGCUAGAUUCACCAUACUAA
Molecule: messenger RNA, 1206 nt
Organism: Grammomys surdaster
Lineage: Eukaryota; Metazoa; Chordata; Mammalia; Rodentia; Muridae
Exons: 6
Coding region: 1-1206 (401 amino acids)
Source: RefSeq, a predicted model, not a curated record